Eruca vesicaria subsp. sativa (arugula) is the source of this 1173-nucleotide messenger RNA. Lineage: Eukaryota; Viridiplantae; Streptophyta; Magnoliopsida; Brassicales; Brassicaceae. The record is from the annotation of a GenBank genome assembly.
AUGGCUCCAAAUCAAACACCACUUCCCCUCAAAACCUCCACCUUCUCUCGAAACCAAAACCAUGCUAUUAAACAUCUCAUCUUCUCCAAUCUCUCAUCAGCCUUCCCUCUUGGUGGCUUCGUUGGUUUCCCCGACAACGAUCCCGACAGCGAGAUUCCGACAAACGAUGCUAACCUGCUCAAAAACAGACCGGUUUUAGAUAGAUCGAUUGUUGUCUCAGCUGGAAUCAUCGCUAACGUUGUCUUUGCUUAUGUUAUAAUCUUUGUACAAGUGUUAUCAGUUGGUUUGCCUGUUCAAGAAGCGUUCCCUGGUGUUCUUGUCCCCGAAGUUAAGACCUUUUCCGCUGCUUCUCGCGAUGGGUUGCUUCCUGGUGACGUUAUCCUCUCUGUGGAUGGUGCUGAGUUGUCGAAAACAGGACCUGACGCUGUCUCUAAGGUUGUUGACGUUGUUAAGAGAAGUCCGGAGAGUGAUGUGUUGUUUAGAGUCGAGAGAGGGAAUCAAGAUUUGGUUGUUCGAGUUAGGCCGGAUAAGAACUUUGAUGGGGCGGGGAAGAUCGGUGUUCAGUUAUCUCCGAACGUUAGAAUCACUAAGGUGAGGCCGAGGAAUGUUUCUGAGACGUUUAGGUUCGCGGGGAAGGAGUUUAUGGGGUUGUCUUCUAAUGUAGUUGACGGUCUGAAACAGACGUUCUUGAACUUCUCUCAGACAGCGAGUAAAGUGGCAGGUCCUGUGGCGAUCAUUGCGGUGGGAGCAGAAGUGGCGAGAUCGAAUACUGACGGGCUUUACCAAUUCGCGGCGUUGCUGAAUAUCAACCUGGCGGUGAUCAAUCUGUUGCCGUUGCCUGCUCUUGACGGUGGAACUUUGGCGUUGAUAUUGUUGGAAGCGGUUAGAGGAGGGAGGAAGCUACCUGUGGAGGUGGAACAGGGGAUCAUGUCUUCAGGGAUUAUGCUUGUGAUAUUCCUUGGAUUGUUUCUUAUUGUCAAGGACACACUUAGCCUUGAUUUUAUUCGAGAAAUGUUGUAGUUGUUAUUAUCUCUUUUGUCAAAAUGAAAAGUGUUUUGAGUAAUGUGAUACUGAAUGUGGAAAUGAUUUGUGAUUCGGUGAAUAAGUCAUAAGGGUAGGUUUUGAGCUCAUGACUCUACAGCCAUGUAGAUGGUGAUGCUCUCUCAAUACAAG